Messenger RNA from Impatiens glandulifera, 813 nucleotides. RefSeq lists its product as uncharacterized. The transcript has 2 exons. The record is from RefSeq and is a predicted model, not a curated record. The coding region runs from base 1 to 813 and encodes 270 amino acids. NCBI's taxonomy places the organism in Eukaryota, Viridiplantae, Streptophyta, Magnoliopsida, Ericales, Balsaminaceae.
AUGUACUAUUGUUAUUCUUCAUCCCCUCCACCAAGUUCUUCGGAUGACGAUGAAGUCAACGAAUUGAUUGAUGAAGCGGUGAAUUAUAUUGUCCAUGAAUAUGUGCCGAAAAAUUAUCCACAAAAACACAUCCGAAAUCGUAGUAAGGGAAGAAAGUACUAUGAACGAGAACGAAAAGUCGGUCACAGAUCCCUCAUGAGGGACUACGUUGGAGAAAAUCCGACCUAUCCAGAUUAUAUGUUUCGACGGAGGUUUAGAAUGUGCAAAAACAUAUUUCUUCGACUAGUGAAUACAGUUGAGGCGCAUGAUGAAUUCUUCCCUCAAAAUAAAGAUGCCACAGGUCGGUUGGGUAUGUCAGCUUUGCAGAAAUGCACGACAGUAAUGUGGAUGCUAGCGUAUGACACAUGCGCGGAUAGUGUCGAUGAAUAUUUAAGAAUGAGCGAAAGCACGGCAAUGAUUUCUCUUCAGAAAUUCACCGAAGCUGUCAUUGACACCUUUGGAAGGCAAUGGUAUCUAUCCACAAUGGGUUACAUUCAUCGAGUCAAUAGCCCUUCCCAGACACCAAAAGAAAAAUUGUUUGCAAAACACCAAGAGGCUACUAGAAAAAACGUUGAGCGUGCAUUUGGGGUGCUUCAAACUCGAUUUGCAAUAAUUCGUAAGCCAUCGCUCGCAUGGAAUCGAGACGUUAUUAGCAAAAUCAUGAUGGCUUGUAUCAUUAUGCACAACAUGAUAGUUGAAGAUGAAAGAGACACAUAUGAUGGUUAUGAUAACUCGCAGGAAUUCGUGGAAGAUAAUUCCGCAAACAAACCGUAG